This is a messenger RNA of Propithecus coquereli (Coquerel's sifaka), 2601 nucleotides long. RefSeq names its product TOX high mobility group box family member 2 (gene TOX2). Bases 208 to 1674 code for a protein of 488 amino acids. Gene Ontology annotation, cellular component: nucleus. NCBI's taxonomy places the organism in Eukaryota, Metazoa, Chordata, Mammalia, Primates, Indriidae. Gene Ontology annotation, biological process: regulation of transcription by RNA polymerase II. Gene Ontology annotation, molecular function: chromatin DNA binding. The transcript has 8 exons. The record is from RefSeq and is a predicted model, not a curated record.
ACCAGGAGCUCAGAGCAGGCGGGCCCAAAUUGGGAUAGAAGACGGAUUUUGAUAAAAGAGGUUAAAUAACAGGUUUUUCCAUUUCACCUUAUAGGAACGGGAUGGGGGGUGGGGGUGCCGGGCCUCCAGCCAAUAGAGGACCAAGAGUUGUCAGGAGGGCUUAUAAAGCUUGCUAUUUCUGGCAUUUUUUCUCUUUCUCUGCUGAUUAUGCAGCAGAAUCGUACAGAGGCUGUCGCGGGCGCGUUCUCUCGCUGCCUGGGCUUCUGUGGAAUGAGACUCGGGCUCCUUCUACUUGCGAGACGCUGGUGCAUUGCAGGUGUGCCUCUGCAGAAGUUUGAUGGUGACAGUGCCUACGUGGGGAUGAGUGACGGAAACCCAGAGCUCCUGUCAGCCAGCCAGACCUAUAACGGCCAGAGCGAGAGCAACGAGGACUAUGAGAUUCCCCCGAUAACACCUCCCAACCUCCCCGAGCCGUCCCUCCUGCACCUGGGGGACCACGAAGCCAGCUACCACUCGCUGUGCCACGGCCUCACCCCCAACGGGCUGCUCCCUGCCUACUCCUACCAGGCCAUGGACCUCCCUGCCAUCAUGGUGUCCAACAUGCUGGCACAGGACAGCCACCUGCUGUCGGGCCAGCUGCCCACGAUCCAGGAGAUGGUCCACUCGGAGGUGGCUGCCUACGACUCGGGCCGGCCGGGGCCGCUGCUGGGCCGCCCGGCGAUGCUGGCCAGCCACAUGAGCGCCCUCAGCCAGUCCCAGCUCAUCUCGCAGAUGGGCAUCAGGAGCAGCAUCGCCCACAGCUCCCCGUCUCCCCCGGGGAGCAAGUCAGCGACGCCCUCUCCCUCCAGUUCAACUCAGGAGGAGGAGUCGGAAGCCCAUUUCAAGAUCUCGGGAGAAAAAAGACCCUCAGCUGACCCAGGAAAAAAAGCCAAGAACCCCAAAAAGAAGAAAAAGAAGGACCCGAACGAGCCACAGAAGCCUGUGUCAGCCUACGCACUCUUCUUCAGAGACACUCAGGCCGCCAUCAAGGGACAGAACCCCAGCGCCACCUUCGGGGAUGUGUCCAAGAUCGUGGCCUCCAUGUGGGACAGCUUGGGAGAGGAGCAGAAGCAGAGCUCCCCGGACCAAGGUGAGACCAAGAGCACUCAGGCGAACCCACCAGCCAAGAUGCUGCCACCCAAGCAGCCCAUGUACACCAUGCCGGGCCUGGCCUCCUUCCUGGCGCCGUCGGACCUGCAGGCCUUCCGCAGCGGGGCCUCUCCUGCCAGCCUCGCCCGGACGCUGGGCUCCAAGUCGCUGCUGCCUGGCCUCAGCGCGUCCCCACCGCCGCCACCCUCCUUCCCGCUCAGCCCCCCACUGCACCAGCAACUGCCACUGCCCCCCCACGCACAGGGCGCCCUCCUCAGCCCACCCGUCAGCAUGUCCCCCGCCCCCCAGGCCCCUGUCCUGCCCACCCCCAUGGCACUCCAGGUGCAGCUGGCGAUGAGCCCCUCACCUCCAGGGCCACAGGACUUCCCCCACAUCUCUGAGUUCCCCGGCAGCUCAGGCCCCCGCUCUCCUGGCCCAUCCAACCCCACGAGCAGCGGGGACUGGGACAGCAGUUACCCCAGCGGGGAGUGCGGCAUCAGCACCUGCAGCCUGCUCCCCAGGGACAAACCACUCUACCUCACCUAAGCCCGCCUCCCCCCCUCCCUGAGGCUCACUGGAAGGGCGCUGCUCCGGGCCUGAAGGGCUGACAGCAGAAAAGAGGCCUUGGCAGGAGGCAGGGUGACAGAUCCGAGAGAGCAGUGACACACCAAUGCCCCAGGGCUGAGUCUCUCCCUCGACCUCCCACCAGACUCUGCAGAGGCGGCCCACCGCCCGCCGCCAGCCCAAAGAACCUGCAGGAACCUUCUGCCCGCUGACCUGCUUGCUCCAGGGUAGCUGUGGACCCCGCUCCUCGCCCCGCACACGGUACCUACAUCCGGAUGCCUGGCCCCAGCCCCAGCCCACGUGGGCUGCCCCUGGCAGGGUCUCUUACCAACAGACACCUGCCCCAGACGCAUGGGCCAGGGGGCCGGCCCGCCAUGGACGUGCACAUAACGGUUUUCCAGUGUGAACAAGAGUAUGAAACCUAUAAACUGUCGGCUCCGUGUAAGUAGUCGGCUAAGUGUUUUAGAACUGUGCUGAAGACAUCUGUAAGAUUAUUUUGUGGGGGAAAAAGUAGUUUCCUUUAAGGUAAAAAAGCAUUUUAUAUGACCCUUAGCACAUUUUUUUUUAAGUUUUAUCUUAAGGGAGACAUGCACAAAAGCGGCCGCCAAACCGUUUCGUUGUCUGCAUAGCCAGAACCGGACAGUGACAGCCACCCUUGGAGGAUCGCUCUUUUCCUUUAACCAUAUGUCCAUCUAUUUAAAAUUGCCAGCGACGACCUUUGUCUAUUUAUGAAGAAACCUUGAGAACAAAGUUGCAGCUUAUCAUAACGUGCGUGUGGUUUUGGGGUUUGGUUUUGGUUUUGGUUCUUGACGUUGUUUGCAGCUGUUUCCUGGCCCUGGCGAAUGUGUGUCUCGGUGCCCAGUGCUUCUCUCGACUCUCUUUAUAAUAAAACCUCUGAAAAGUUGAAAA